AUGGGUGCAAUGGACCUCAGGACCAUGAACCCAAAAUAUCAGGCAUUGAUUGUCCGAGUGAAGUUUUCCUGCUCCUAUACAGAUGUGUUGUCCUCACUGAGUGGCCAACUGGAGCUCUUCUAUACAACCAUCCAUGCCCAUCUCCAGACUCUCCGCUUCUACGCAUACUACACCUUCUCCCCUCGCCUACGACAUUCCCUCCUGGUCACUAUUGAUAAGGCAUACGAGAAUCUGGUGGUAAGGAUUGAGAAGUGCUGCCAAAUAGCCCAUUGUCUGAAGGUGGCUCAUGUUGCCCAUCCUCAAGUAUUUCUCGUGAGACAACUUCCUCGACCGCCUGUCUUGUUCUUGUUCCCUGAUGACCAAGAUAAUAAUGAUGAGCAGUCUGAUGAAUCUCCCAUGCAUAGUCCCCCAACAUUCAAACAAGAGAACUCCAAGUUAUGUGCAGAGACUGAUGCAGCUCCUGGCAAGAGGCAAAGAGAUGAACAAGUAAGUUAAAAAUUAAAUGUUUACUUGCUCAGGCCCUUAAUGAUGUUGCAUAUUGCAUCAGGUUUGUUUUCUAUUACAGAAGUAUUUUAUUCUGAUUUCUUUUGUCUCUACCUUUUUUGGACUGACUGCAACAGUAGAUCAUACAUGAAACUGAAUUUUACAUGGCUUCAGUAAACUCACAUUUUUUUACACAUGGCUGCAUCCUUAAACAGGUCACAUAAUUGUGAAUUCAUUUCACAGUUUUAUGAGAGUACUGUAUAAGGAUCAGGUUUUGGGAACC
Messenger RNA from Homarus americanus (American lobster), 766 nucleotides. RefSeq lists its product as uncharacterized. The transcript has 4 exons. Lineage: Eukaryota; Metazoa; Arthropoda; Malacostraca; Decapoda; Nephropidae. The record is from RefSeq and is a predicted model, not a curated record. The coding region runs from base 1 to 495 and encodes 164 amino acids.